This is a messenger RNA of Labeo rohita (rohu), 7632 nucleotides long. Its product is annotated as cytidine monophosphate-N-acetylneuraminic acid hydroxylase. Bases 144 to 1922 code for a protein of 592 amino acids. NCBI's taxonomy places the organism in Eukaryota, Metazoa, Chordata, Actinopteri, Cypriniformes, Cyprinidae. Gene Ontology annotation, molecular function: 2 iron, 2 sulfur cluster binding. The record is from RefSeq and is a predicted model, not a curated record. The transcript has 15 exons.
GUGAGGGUCAUCUGAAAGCAUUUGAUAACGCUUCACAUGAGGGCUGCUCACACACACUCUCUAAACUCAUACAGGAGCAGGAGUCUCUUCCUGCUCACAUUUACUUCAGAAACCAGCUCAUAAUAAUAAAGAUCUGAAGCACAAUGACAUCUCAAGUCUCAAAGACUGUCCUGCGACUGGAGGCUGAAGACGUCCAGGCAUUGAAAGAUGGAAUUAAUUUUAAGAAGAACAAAGAGGAUGGAAAAUGUUACAUCAUUUACAAAAGCGAAGACAAAAUACGAGCGUGUGUGAACCAGUGCAAACACCAGGGAGGACUUUUCAUUAAAGACAUUGAGGACUUGGACGGCAGGACAGUGCGCUGCACCAAACACUACUGGAAACUUAACGUGGCCACUAUGGAGUACGUCAACCCUCCAGACAGCUUCAUGCAAGAUGAACUCGAGGCAGUGCUGUCAGAUACUGACGGUAGUUUAGAGCUGGUGGAGUUGAAUCCUCCAGAUCCCUGGACCGCAGAGCCCAGAGAAGCACAAGAGCUACAUGACGGAGAAAUUACGUUGACAUACCUCACGCACGCAUGUAUGGAGCUGAAAGCGGGGAACAAGCGGAUGAUGUUUGACCCGUGGCUCACGGGACCAGCGUUUGCGAGGGGCUGGUGGCUCCUUCACGAACCUCCGUCUGACGCCAUGGACAGACUCAGUCAGGCCGAUCUCAUUUACAUCAGCCAUAUGCAUUCAGAUCACCUGAGCUACCCAACGUUGAAACAUCUUUCAAAGAGGCGUCCAGAUAUUCCCAUUUAUGUUGGAGACACCUCACGGCCGGUGUUUUGGUAUCUUGAGAAAAGUGGAGUGAAUUUAACAAACAUUAACGUGGUGCCGUUCGGCGUGUGGCAGAAUGUUGAUGAGCAUCUGCGAUUUAUGAUUCUGAUGGAUGGAGUUCAUCCUGAAAUGGACACCUGCUUGAUCGUGGAGUAUAAAGGUCACAUGAUCCUGAAUACGGUGGACUGCACCAGACCAAACAAUGGACGUCUUCCUCACGGCGUUGAUUUGAUGAUGAGCGACUUCGCCGGCGGCGCCUCCGGCUUCCCCAUGGCCUUCCACGACGGCAAAUACACCGAAAGCUGGAAGGCAGAUUUCAUCAAGACUGAGAGGAAGAAGCUGCUACACUAUAAGACGCAGCUGGUGAAAUCACUCCAGCCCAAGAUCUACUGCCCGUUUGCUGGAUAUUUUACCGAAGCUCAUCCCUCUGACAGGUACAUAAAGGAGACAAACAUCAAGAACAGCGCAGCAGAUCUGAACAAAUCGAUAAGGAGGAGCUGUCCCAACAUCCUAACCUGGACUCCUCUACCCGGUUCAGUCCUGGAUUUGGCCCUGGCGCUAAAAAACCCAUCCAAUGGGAGUGCCAUCACUGAACCGCCCAACGACACAAAGAUCUUAAAGGACAGCUGGGACUUUGACUUGUAUUUGGAUGAACUGAAUGCUUCUGUUUCAGCUGAAAUCUUUAAAUACAAAAGCUGGAUCCAGUACUAUUAUAACUGGGCAGGAUUUAAAGGCUACAAUCUGGUCAUUCGGGUCAUUGAGACGGAUGAUGACUUUAAACCUUUGAAAGGAGGUUAUGAGUAUCUGGUGGACUUUCUGGAUCUUUCUUUCCCAGACGUGCGUCCGGAGAGAGAUCACGCGUACGAGGAGAUCAAGAACCGAGUUAAUGUGAUGAGACACGUGGUUUUGAACGGCGGGCUGUGGGACGACCUGUACAUCGGCUUCAAUAACAGAAUGAGUCGAGAUCCCGAUGUUUACCACCACAAGUUUUGGAAUCACUUUCAGACAGAGCUGCCUCUGUCAGCGCCAGACUGGGACUGUUUCCUUCAGAUUGCUCGUGAAACGGACGUGCCAAUCGAGACCAGUAACGGCUGCGCUCUGCCUUAACACACACACACGCACACAAAUAUCACGGCUGUUUUCUGGGACACAACACUAUUUGCAUGGUUUUGAGAGUCUAAGGGGUUUGAAUCUGGUGCUGCUCUUCUGCUUUAAUAAUUUAUUAACAAAGAAAAACACUACAUGAACUCUGUGAGCACAGCUAAAGGUUAUAAAUCAUGAUUAUGAAUGUGUCACAACACGUGCGAUGAAAGGCCAGACACAAAGCACAGAACUCAAACAACUUAUAAAAGGUGGCUAAUGAUACACAGACAGGUGACGGUGAUUAACUAAUAAUGACACAAUGAGGACAGGAACAGGAACAACCAUAUAUGGGCACAUGAGGGAAAAACCAAUUCAAAUAGUCCAGGGAUGUGAUAGAACCUUUCUCUGGAAUAAUUGAUUCUGUGUUUUUUUUAUAAUGAGGCUAAACAGUAUGAUUGUUUGUUUUCCCUGCAAUCUGAUUUUCUGUAGUUAAUUUCUUAUUUAUGAAAUGUGUUUGGGAUUAAUAUAAUUAUUUAUUUAUUUAUUUGAUUGUUGGUAUUUGGGAGUCAUUAAACAGUGGAAUGAAAUACUGAUCACUUUAUAAUCAACUACUUGAAUCAUAAAAAAAUUGUGUAAAAUUGUUUUUGCAAAUAAAUGCUUUUACAAAUGGUGUACUUUUCAAUCAAAAUAAAAUAUCAAGAGAGUCACAAGUCUGGGACCACAUUAAAAAUCUGUUGUUUAAAAAAUAAAUAAGAAAAAGAUUUCAGAGUUGUACUCAUAUUUUCACUCAAAUUUAUUAUAAUAUGAUUUGUAAUGGGAAAAAACUCAUUUUCGUUGACAAAAAGGAUUUUCACAUUUAGUUUUAGAUUUUCAACUCCACUGGACAAUAAAAUCGUAUAUAAAUGUACUACAACAGAAUUUAUUUAAUAGCUGAAAAGAUGAAAUACUCGUGUAGAAAAAACAGCCUUUAAUUGACUGGGCUAAAUCAUUAAAACAAUUAAACAAUUGUUUAAAUGAUUUGGCCCAGUCAAUUAAAGGCUUUUUUUCUACACGAGUGCCUUGGAGUAUUUAAUCUUUUCUGCUGAUAUUCACCUCCAAAUAUCCAGUGCAGCAUUCUUGGCCUUUGUUGUCUUGUUAAUAGAAUAUUUAUCAAAAUAAAUGAAGGGUACAACAGGGCUAAAGGUGGCCCAGGGAAAAAAGGUGCCUUUGAUAUUAUUUUCCUCUAAACCACUAGAUGGCAGAAAAAGCAGAGUAACACUUUCCAAAACAUUUGCUUUUCAGGACACACGUGCAAAUUUGUCUGAUCCUUGACGUGAUCGCGGGCAGCAGCACAACUUUAAUCUCGUCAUUUUGACUUUAUUCUAAAAAUACUGGCAAAAAUGCUCACUCACUCAUUUAAGUUGUAAUUAAUUUAAUUUAAUCUAAUUCUCCAGGUCUUUCUGUCGGCAGAUUCAUCCACAAUGUCCUUGGUGUUUAAUUUAAGGCUUCGUGUAUUCUCAGUGAAAGAAUGGCUACUUUUGAUAGUCUUUCGAUAAAAGAAAAUUCAAAUGAAAGAAUUAAAACAGUUUAAAACAUUAAAACACUGCAGGUUUUGCGCUGAAGUUAGAAUUGAUACAGUUGUGAUACAGUCUUUUCAACUAGCUAUCAACCUCACUGUUUUUUUUUUAAAUUAAUUAUUAUUUUACUUGGCCGUGCAGCAUUUGCACAUAGUUUUAAAAAAAUGCCACAGUUCUACGGCAGCAAUAUAACAAAUGCACACACACAAACACACAAACACACACACAUAUACAUAUAUAUAUAUAUAUAUAUAUAUAUAUAUAUAUAUGUAUAUGUGUAUAGACCAUUUCGUCAGAUGUAAACAUACUGGUCCCGAUACAUUUCCUGUUUCUUUUUUUUUUAACUUUACACAAACAUCACAAAAAAAUACAACCAACAUAACAUUUGACUGGAUGAAAAUGUUACAUUAGCACCUUUAAGAUGUAUUUGUAUGUGAAAAAAAAACAAAAAAAACCCAAAGAAACAGGAAGUGCUUCUGGACCAGUGUUGUUUACAUCUAGCGAAAUGGUCUAUAUAUGUAUAUAUAUAUAUAUAUUGUAAUCACGCUAUGCCUCUGACCCUCUCAGUACUUUGAUGUCAAGCAGAACACACCUAAAAAUUUAAUUGACAUUUUACCUGCCCUUAGGGGGGGCCCUAGGCGACUGCCUGUACCGCCUGUUGGACGGGCCGGCACUGGUACACUGUAAAAAACAAUUUGUUGAAUCAACUUAAAAUAAUUUGUAACCUGGCUGCCUUAAAAUUUUAAGUUCAGUCAACUCCAAAAAAGUUUAUUCAACUUGAAAUGUUAAAUUAUACUAAGUGACAACUUAGAUAUUUGAGUUGAAUCAACUUAAAAUUUUAAGGCAGCUGAGUUACUUACCCAUCUGUUAAGUUUAGCAAACACAAAUAUAUAAGUUGUUACUAAGUACAACUUAACAUUUCAGGUUGAAUAAACUUAUUUUAGCUGACUGAACUUAAAAUUUUAAGGCAGCAGGGUAACAAAUUAUUUUAAGCUGACUCAACAAAUUGUGUUUUUUAUUUUUUACAGUGUAGUUAGAGAACGAUGUAUGAAAUUCUACUUAUUGUGAACAUACAAGAACUAGUGAAGAACCUGAGGGCACGAAACCGUUCAGUUAAAAGUGCUGUAAACGUGACAAGGGAAGUUUGAAAGGUUGAAGCGAGGCCAAAGUGCCCUUUUGGGGAUGUGACACAAUGAAAAAAGAAGUAAAACUACAUUAGAUUUCUUAUUUUGAAGCUGGUAAAAGAUCUGAAAGGGAAAAGGAGGUUUAGAAAAGAGACUAAAUAAAAAAAGGGACCAAGAGAAGACCAACAAGAGGAAACAGUGAUGACAUUUAUAGUAGGCAUGAUAAAGGCUCCAGUAGAAAGAAUUCAGAUUAUUGUUAAAGCAGCAAUACAUCUGCUAAAAAUAGGAUAAACUCAGUGUCAACAGACAGCAUGUGUGGGUUUUAUUCAUUUUAGUAAUGCUACUCCUUCAAUGGAAUGCAAGGGGUCUGAUUGCAAAUGGGCAAGAAAAUAAAUUUUAAAAUAAUAAUAACAGCAGCGUUAGUAUCCACUCCGAAAAGUCAAGCUAAUAUAAAGAGAAAAGGAGUACCAUGGUGGGAUGAUGAGUGUAAAAUAGCAAUCAAAAACUGAAAAUAUAGCAGCUAUUUUUUGGUAAAUACAGGUAAUGUGCCAUAGAAAUACGAUUUUUUACACGUUUAUGACUGUUAUAGUGCCGCCUGUGCUCCGAUCUCCUUAAAACUUUGCAUGCUUGUUUAGGAUCACCGUCGCAUGCGCUCGCCAGGUUUCGUGAAGUUUUGAGUUUUAUUUAGGCUUUAUAGGCUUUUGGGUAUAAAUGGACAGGCACCAUUUCUAAAAGACCCCAUAAUAGCUUCCCAAGGGGUAAAUUUCAAUUGUUUUUGAUAACUAUUGACCUAGAGAGUCCAGAGAAUUGCACUGCAGUGCUUUUUUUUCCAGACUGAGUGAAAAACCUAGGACUAGUUCGGAUUUUUUACAUUUAACAAACGGUUUGAUUGACAGCAGCUGUUCUAGACGCAAAGUUGUUUGAAAUGAGUGCUAUCGUAUAAUACGAAUGAUCGUGCAUGUGUGUGAAAAAACACACAAUAUAAAAUAGUUUACGUCCUUGAAAAAUGCAUUAUCGCCCUCCAGUGGCUGAUUUCUUUCAAAUUUCUUACAGACCUUUAGGGUUCACCUUGUUUAUUAGACCAAGACCAAGCCAUUUUCAUGUUGAUAGGACAAACGGUUGCAUAGUUAUGCAUAUUUUUGGUUUUUCCCUCUUAUAGCGCCACCAAGUGGCCAACAUCUGCACCUUUUUGUUAUUUUUCCUUAGAUUCAGCUCUUACAUACGUGUUGUGAGUUUGGCAGAGAUAUCCUAUUCCGUUCAAAAGUUAUAGCCGUUUUAGUAAAGGCGUCCCUGCCCCUUUUGAACGCUUUAGUGUCCCUUUGAGGAGGGUCGAAAGUUCAUUUUUUUGAUAAUUAUUGAUAUUCACUCUCCAGAAAAUCUUCCUGCACUGAUUUGGUAUUUUGUACUUUUGAUCGCAGUAGCGCCCCCGUCAGGACGAUUGGCACAAGCCUUGGUGAUGUUGUAGGUGGUGUGAGUACUACCAUCCCUCCAAGUUUCAAGUCUCUACAACCUACGGUUUAGGAGUUCCGAGAGAUUUUGUACUUUUGAUCGCUGUAGCGCCCCCGUCAGGACGAUUGGCAUGAGCAUUGGUGACGUUGUUGUUGGUGUGUGAGUACUACCAUCCCUCAAAGUUUCAGGUCUCUACAACCUAUGGUUUAGGAGUUAUGAGAGAUUCUGUACUUUUGAUCGCUGUAGUGUAUGCAAUAUUGACAACAUACGCAAGAGUGAAGAAAAAACGUAGUGAGAUUCAACUGAUUUGGACUCGUGCUCAUAUAGGCAUAAUGAGAGGGUGAAGAAAUGAGCUAAACAGGAUGACAUUUGUAUGCCGUUUAAAACAAGGCUGGUGUUGUAAGGUGUUGGGGUGUCACCAGAGACGCGUUAUACAGAGUAUAAAAUUUCAGGCGAAAAACAAUCCAUAAACAAUGUAUAAAUAAUGUUUGUGCAAACGUUUUAAGAACAUUAUAGAUAACUCUGAAUGAACAUUCCAUUAAUGUUACAGUUCAUACCUUUAAAGGGGUCAUCGGAUGCCCAUUUUCCACAAGUUGAUAUGAUUCUUUAGGGUCUUAAUGAAAUGUACUUUGGUUAAAAAAAAAUUCUCAAUGGUAGUGUAAAACAACACCCUUUUUACGUGCCAAAAUCAGCUCUGCAAAAAUCAUCCCAUUCUGGUCGAGGCUGCUUUAAAUGCAAAUGAGCUUUGCUCGCCCCGCCCCCUCUCUUCUCUCUGUGGAGCGACGAGCCUGUUUACUUUAGCCGCAUUUAGCCGCUAAACUUGCUAACUAGCACAUUAUUAGUAAAGACGAUCACAAAGAUUCAUAAAAAAACCCUUAUACUCACUUCUGCUGUAAGUGAAGCUGGAUCAUGAAUGAUUCGUGCGAACAUAGACGCACUGAUGUAGAUCGGGAGGCGCAUUCCCUUCACAAACAAACAUAAUCCACUGCAUCUUCAGCGGCUCAGAUGUCGGGAGUAAAUGACGACCGCUAUGUUCAUUAUUACAUCCAGCAACACAACACCUCAAUCGCUCAAUCAGAGAUAUUCAUGUCUAACUUACAUCACUGCUCCGGCAUUGAAACAAAGAGGUCUGACUGUUACAACUGAUCUGAGCUAAGACGCUCAUGUCAAUCAACUAUGGUGAGAGUGGCCUCUGUGGGUGUGACGGCACAACGACAGGCAUUUGAGAAUGGCUCGAUUUGAAAAAGGGGAUAUUAUUUUUACAGAUUAAUUAAAAACCACUCCAUGUAUUUUUAUCAUUAUAGGGUAGAUUUGUACAUACACUGCCAACACACAUUAAUGUUCAAACAACAUGUAAAAGUGAACUUAGCAUCCAAUGACCCCUUUAAGAAUGUUCCUUGUUUAAAUGAUUAUUCUACUUUUUUUGUGAUUGUUGUUUUUAUUAUUGUUUUUGUGAUUAUUCUACUUCCUUUUACGUAAAGCACUUUGUGUAUGAAAUGUGCUAUAUAAACAAACUUGCCUUUCCUGGCCUUGCCUUGUUAGCUUGGUAACAUUAGAAGGAAAUGUUUCUGCAAUCUCCAAAAUAAACACACUCAUACAGAUGGA